CCAUGGCUACCAGUGAGGAGGUACUCGCUUUGAAGGCAGAAGUUGCCCAGCGUGAGGAGGAGUUACGUUGCCUGAAGCAGAGGUUGGCGGCAGCUCUUUCGGAGGAGCAAGAAUCUGUGCCAGAACGGCUGGUUCCGGUGUCACCGCUCCCGCAGAAGGCCGCCCUAUCCCGGGACGAGAUUCUGCGAUACAGCCGGCAGCUCGUGUUACCCGAAUUGGGCGUGCACGGACAGCUGCGCCUAGUGACCGCGUCAGUGCUGGUCGUGGGCUGUGGUGGGCUAGGCUGCCCACUGGCGCAGUACCUGGCAGCGGCCGGCGUGGGCCGCAUUGGACUGCUCGACUAUGACGUAGUGGAGAUGAGCAACCUGGCCCGCCAAGUGCUGCAUAGCGAGGCUCUGGCCGGGCAGGCCAAGGCGUUUUCAGCGGCCGCCUCUUUGCGGCGCCUCAACUCGGCUGUGGAGUGCGUGCCUUACGCACAGGCUCUUACGCCAGCCACGGCGUUAGACCUGGUCCGCCGCUAUGACGUGGUGGCCGACUGCUCGGACAACGUGCCUACUCGCUACCUGGUUAACGACGCGUGUGUGUUGGCUGGUCGGCCUCUGGUGUCGGCCAGCGCCCUGCGCUUCGAGGGCCAAAUUACAGUCUACCACUAUGACGGCGGGCCUUGCUAUCGCUGCGUCUUUCCCCAGCCACCCCCAGCGGAGACAGUGACCAACUGCGCGGAUGGUGGGGUGCUCGGUGUCGUCACCGGGGUGCUGGGCUGCCUGCAGGCGCUGGAAGUGCUGAAGAUCGCCGCGGGUCUGGGCCCCUCUUACAGUGGCAGCUUGUUGCUGUUCGAUGCCCUCAGAGGGCGUUUCCGCUGUAUUCAGCUGCGGAAGCGCAGGCCCGACUGCGCAGCUUGUGGGGAGCAGCCCACUGUAACUGACCUGCAGGACUACGAAGCCUUCUGUGGCUCCUCAGCCACCGAUAAGUGUCGCUCCCUGCGUCUGCUGAGCCCAAAAGAGCGGGUUUCUGUCACCGACUAUAAGCGACUUCUGGAUUCUGGGGUACCCCACCUGUUGCUGGAUGUCAGGCCUCAAGUGGAGGUGGACAUCUGCCGUUUGUCUCAUGCCCUACACAUCCCGUUGAAACAGUUGGAACGGAGGGAUGCGGAGAGCCUGAAGCUCUUAAGAGAAGCAAUCGGGGGAGGAAAGCAGGACACGCAGGAAGGGACAGCGCUCCCCAUUUAUGUGAUUUGCAAACUGGGAAAUGACUCCCAGAAAGCCGUGAAGAUCCUGCAGUCCUUAACAGCGGCCCGGCAGUUAGACUCUCUGACAGUUCAGGAUGUUGUGGGGGGCCUCAUGGCGUGGGCUGCCAAAAUUGAUGAGAUGUUUCCUCAGUACUGAGAUGGCAGGCAUCGUCUGACCCGCCGAGAGCUAUGGAUUGCCAUAAUACCUCAAAGAUUUAUUUAUUUACACUUUUC
Molecule: messenger RNA, 1462 nt
Organism: Orycteropus afer afer
Lineage: Eukaryota; Metazoa; Chordata; Mammalia; Tubulidentata; Orycteropodidae
Gene: MOCS3
Product: molybdenum cofactor synthesis 3
Biological process (GO): protein urmylation; tRNA wobble position uridine thiolation
Cellular component (GO): cytosol; cytoplasm
Molecular function (GO): thiosulfate-cyanide sulfurtransferase activity; URM1 activating enzyme activity; adenylyltransferase activity
Source: RefSeq, a predicted model, not a curated record